Molecule: messenger RNA, 1560 nt
Organism: Candidula unifasciata
Lineage: Eukaryota; Metazoa; Mollusca; Gastropoda; Stylommatophora; Geomitridae
Source: the annotation of a GenBank genome assembly
AUGCUCCCAGUAACCAGACAAAUAUCUUCAGCUUUCGGCUUGAAAAACUGCAAACUGACAAUAAUGAGAGUCCAGUUGUUACGUCAACUUGACAGAUGGUGUCGGUCAAUGGAAAGUUCUAUGGGAUCUGCUCUGAUGCACACCACAGCACACCUACAUCUGAACACACAGCAGUCUCCCAACAGGGUAUUUGAUGGCAAGUCAGAUUUGACCCGUUUUCUGAUUGAGGUUGGUACUGACCCUAAGGAGGCUCGUUAUUGGAUGAAAACUUUCCUAGCAACUUCGGAGCCAUCAGAAGUGUUUAUGGUAGUGAGCCUAGACAAUGAGGUGAUGGAGAGCCAUGCUCAGCUGGACACUUUUGCUUCAACUAUUUCAUUCUUGUACAGAAACGGCUUGUCUCCCCUGAUUGUGUGUGGAAGCCGAGCAGACCACCCAUUUAAGGUCAUGAAGGAAAUGUGCAUAUGGAAUGCUGUCAAACUGAGUGACAUGAUAGAACAGCAUGGCACCUACACUCGGCUGUUGUACCCUGGCUGUGGGCUGAUCUACAGCAAAGACAAUGAUCCAACAGAAUCUUCUGGACUAGCCAUCAGCACCGACCUCAUCACUCGCAGUUUGUCCACCAAACAUUUGCCCAUUUUGUUGAGUUUUGGAGAGACACCUACAGGCCAGCUGUUUCCCGUUAAAUCAUGGGACUUGACUUGUCAGAUUUCUCGCAUGUUCCAGCCAAAGAAAGUCAUGCUAGUGAACAGUCGUGCAGGAUUUAUGGACAAACAUGGAAAGGUGAUUGCCAACAUAAACCUGCCCAGUGACCUGGCAACAGCCAGCCAGAAAGAUUGGUGUACUCCAGAAAUUGUGGACACUAUGGCCAGAGUCAACAAACUGCUGACGGAUCUGCCCUCGGAGAGCUCAGUCGUAAUCACGUCAGCAGAUACGUUGUUGAGAGAACUCUUCAGCCAUCGAGGGUCAGGGACAUUUUUUCGAGCUACGGAAGCCAUUCAUAAAUACACCUCUCUCAAAGGUAUCGACUUGGAGCGACUGACAGCCUUAUUGAACAGGGCCCUGGAGCUCACACCAGGAGAAUGUAGCAGGCACAGAUCACAUUGUGUCCUUAGCCUUUGGUUUUUGUGUUGUUUAAUGUGUUGUCUAAUAUUAUCUUACAACCUUUAUUUGUCUUUCAUGGUGGAGAUCAAGGAGACCUAUUUCGAUGACAUUGCUGACCAAAUCCAUGCCAUAUAUUUGUCUGAGACGUACAGUGGUGUGGCUAUUCUUUUGCGAUGUGAGGAACAAGGUGUGCCCUACCUGUGCAAGUUUGCUGUCACUAACAAAGCCCAAGGCCAGGGCACAGGUGAACUCUUGUGGGACACCAUUACCCAAUCAGAAAAGACUUUGUUCUGGCGAUCAAAGAACAUUAACCCAAUUAAUACCUGGUAUGGCAUAGAAGACCCACACCUGUCCUCUGGCUUGAUCCACGAUGCCAUUAGCAGAAAAGAUUCCUUUAAACGCGGAGGUGUCAUCGCUAGUAUCGUCAGUGAUGAUGAGGAAGAGAGAAUGGGAGGCUGA